Oxyura jamaicensis (ruddy duck) is the source of this 1950-nucleotide messenger RNA. It is a transcript of the gene KLF2, whose product is annotated as Kruppel like factor 2. NCBI's taxonomy places the organism in Eukaryota, Metazoa, Chordata, Aves, Anseriformes, Anatidae. Gene Ontology annotation, molecular function: DNA-binding transcription factor activity, RNA polymerase II-specific; RNA polymerase II cis-regulatory region sequence-specific DNA binding. The coding region runs from base 86 to 1228 and encodes 380 amino acids. The transcript has 3 exons. Gene Ontology annotation, biological process: regulation of transcription by RNA polymerase II. The record is from RefSeq and is a predicted model, not a curated record.
GGCUUGAGGGCGCCCGCGCCCGCGUUAUAAGGUGGGGAGGGCGGCUCGCCGCGCCGCGCCGUCCGCCGUCCCGCCCGGCCGCACCAUGGCGCUGAGCGACACCAUCCUGCCCUCCUUCGCCACCUUCGCCAGCCCCUGCCGAGAGAAAGCCCUCCACGAAAGGUGGAAGUGCGACCAGGAGGCCAAGGCUCCCGCUGGCACCUGGGGCAGCCUCUCCCCGCGCAAAGAGGAUGAAGACCUCAACAACGUGCUGGAUUUUAUCCUUUCCAUGGGCAGCGACAGCUAUGGCCAGGGAGCUGCCGGCGGGGACUAUCCCCCCACGCAAGGGGAGAGCAGCGGCUUUUACCAGACAAAUCCGUCCCCGGGAUGCUACAGUGCCCUGGAGCAGGGCAGCCCUCCGCCCUACAACGCUGGCCUCAUGCCGGAGAUGAUCCGCUCCGAGAUGGACUCCAACUACUGCCCACCUGGCAACGUCCACGGGCGGUUCUUCGUGACGCCCAGCUUCGGGGGCCCGCAGUUCGUCGAGAACAUUAAGCCCGAGCCUGACAUGGACAAUUAUGGGCCAGUCAUGGGUCUGGUGCCCCAGGCUUGCCCGAAGAUCAAGCAGGAGGGCAACGCAACCUGCAUGAUGGCCUACGAGCAGCCCCGGGUGGCCAGCUCUCCCCAAAUCCCUGGGGCAGAGACGCCCCCGCUGAGCCCCGAUGAUCUCAUGGUGAAUGACUGCCACACGCAGAUGAUGUGCACCUCGUCCGUGUCCUUCCAGCAAAGCUACCACCCAGCCUCCAGCUUCCACCACCCGCAGACCCAUCUCCAGUACCAGAACACCUCCCAGUUUGGCCUUUUCGAGGACAGCCUGCCCUUACAACCCUCUGCUCCCAGAGGCAUGCUCACCCCUCCUUCCUCGCCUCUGGAGCUGCUGGACUCCAAGCCAAAAAGAGGACGGCGCUCCUGGCCUCGGAAGAGGACAGCCACUCACACGUGCACCUACGCAGGCUGUGGGAAGACCUACACCAAGAGUUCGCACCUGAAGGCCCACCUCAGGACACACACAGGUGAAAAGCCCUAUCACUGCAACUGGGAAGGCUGCGGCUGGAAGUUUGCUCGCUCCGACGAGCUCACCCGUCACUAUCGCAAGCACACCGGCCACCGGCCCUUCCAGUGCCACCUCUGCGACAGGGCAUUCUCCAGGUCAGACCACCUGGCUUUGCACAUGAAACGGCACAUGUAGCCCCAGAGACUCUGACCUGCGAACAGUGGACGUUAUUUAACUGCUCAGGUGCAGAAUUGUUAAAAACCUGUAGCUGGUACUACGUAGGGAGGCACCGACACUCUAGCAGUGGAAGCCGAGGAGGAUUUGACACAAGGAGACUUAGCCAGUCAUCUCCUGCAGAGAAUUUGACGUGACUGUAUCAGUGAACCUGCCCGUUCCAUUCAGGAGAAUAGGGGUUAUUUAUGCAGCUUCUGUGAAGGGUAAACUCUGUAAGACUCCAUACAGAUUGUAUAGAAGAAGCUGUAAAUACGUUUUUUUCCAAUUCUAACUGCCCAGUCCUAAGCUUUAUGAGACAAUGUUUGUAUGGAAACUGCCUGAAGUUGACCCUAGAAGAGAUUAAAUGAAUGUUACUGUAGCUACCGAUGUUAUUUUAGAUCUCAGUUGAAGGCAUGGCUAAGAGAACACUCCUAUUGUUAGACUGUUUGUUUCACAGGUGCAAUAAUAUUCUUGUUUGCCAUGAUCUACACUAGAAGUACAGGGCUUGAUGUCUUGUAAGAAAAUAACCUAUUUUACUGUAAUUUUUUUAUAUAUUGUAAAUAAUUUUAUACAGUGAGAAAUAUUGUAUAUGUAAAUAGAAGACAAAUGGGUAUUUUGCCUAUUUCUGUUUUUAUAAAAACGUAAUUUUUCAAUGUUUGAAAACAUUUCAUCUUUUUAAUAAAAUAAAUCUUUAAUUCCUGUGA